AACACAAGCAAGCCAUAGCCCUACAGACUCUAAUCAAUACUGUGGAAGUACUUGAAUACAUAUAUUUAUUCUUUUUUUUUUUUUUUACAAAAAAAUUAAGCAAGUGCAAACCUGUUCGAACAAUGUGGUGAAGUGAAAAUGUUUGUUCAUUCAGAUGUGUUGAUCUGGUGCAAUGUGUGAUUGAUUUAUUUAGACACCUGCAAUUUCCGUGCAGGUUUGAAUCAAUUUUAAAACGCUGAUCCUUCCUUGUUGAUUUGUAUCAAAAUAAAUAUAUUCUACUAUAAACCUUUCAUUGUUUUGCCUUGUAUUAUUUAUAAAGGUGUUAUUGGUCGAGGUCAGCAUGCUGAUAAAAUGUUAGCCUUUACCAUAUCAUGCCAUUUAAACCAAUAUGAUAUUGUCACACUUUAAUUGCAUAGUUAUAUAUGGCUCUUACUAACAUUAAGGUCUAGAUUUGGAUUUUAGAUGAGAAAGAAUCGGUGUCGGCGUGCGUUAAAGCGCGCCCCCCUCGGACUCAAAUAUUGGGGACACCUAUCGACGGGGUAGGGAGCGCGCAUCUUCUGUGCUCGAAUUCACCGAGCAGCACUCACGGUUACCGUGUGCUCCCGGAGAUCUGGGCGAGGGGAGCCAGUGGUCAGAACAGAGACGGAGGGGGAGAAAGAUGGAGGUUAGGUUUUGUGGGAGACUUCUGUGCUUGGCCGCGUUGUUCACUGUCCUAUGUGUCGCGUCUGUCUUCGGGAAACACGUCAAAGGCAUCGUCAACACCAAAGAGGACUGGGUUUUCCUCACACGCUUUUGCUUUCUAACUACAGAAGGACGCCUUGACUUCCGGUUCCGCUACUCAAAGUCUCGCUGCUGUCAGAACAUAUUGCUCUACUUUGAUGACAGCUCUCAGUGGCCAGCUGUGUACAAGAAGCCCGAUAAGAACUGUUACCAGAAGGAGGAGGUGCUCCGACCAGAGAACAACCAGGUCAUCAACCUCACCACACGCUACACCUGGUCUGGCUGUGUGGUGGAGGAGGAUGGGGACGAGGAGGUGCUCAGCUGCGUGGGCGGACGUAGUUUCCGCUCCGUCAGGGAGAGGUGGUGGUACAUUGCGCUCAGCAAGUGUGGGGGCGAGGGCCUACAGCUGGAGUAUGAGAUGAAACUAACCAACGGACAGUCCUUCUGGACCAAGCAUUUCUCCGCGGAUGAGUUUGGGAUCCUGGAAACGGACAUCACUUUCCUGGUUAUCUUCUCCCUGGUGUUCCUCCUGUCCUGCUACUUUGCCUACAAUCUGAAGGGAAGACAGCUCUUCCACACAACCUACAAGAUGUUCAUGACAGCGGCAGGUGUUGAGGUCCUCAGUCUGGUGUUCCACUGUAUCUACUGGGACCUCUACGCCCAUGAUGGCAUUGGCAACGGCAGUCUGAAGUUAAUGGGGAAAUUAUUGUUUUCCGUCAGUUUCUUGGUGUUCCUGCUUAUGCUGAUACUGCUGGGAAAAGGUUUCACUGUCACAAGGGCGAGGAUAAGUCCCAGUGGCUCUGUGAAGCUGAGCAUCUACAUGACAGUCUACACCAUCACCUACAUCAUCCUCUUCAUCUACGAGGCUGAGUUCUUCGACCCGGGGGAGGUGCUGUACGCCUACGACAGCCCCGCGGGCUACGGCCUGAUGGGCCUUCAGCUGCUGGCCUACGUGUGGUUCUGCUACGCCGUCCUGGUCUCCCUGAAGCACUACCCGGAGAAGCAGCCCUUCUACAUCCCCUUCUUCACCACCUACACACUCUGGUUUUUUGCAGUGCCGGUCAUGGCCCUGAUCGCAAACUUUGGGAUUUCUCGGUGGGCUCGGGAGAAGAUUGUGAACGGCAUCCAGCUGGGCAUCCACCUCUACGCACACAUAGUGUUUCUGGUGAUCACAAGGCCUUCCGCGGCCAAUAAGAACUUCCCGUACCACGUGCGGACCUCCCAGAUCGGCAUCCUGCUCUCCAGCCCCGUGGGGGAGGCGACGGGGGAGGGGUUCCCUCACCACGCCUACGGGAACAGCUCCUUCCUGGGCGACUCGCAGCCCAACUUCACAGAGCUCUUCUCCAUCCAGUCGGAUCCUGUGAAGACGGUGGAAGAGAUGGUGGCCCGCAAUGGCAAAGAGGUGGCGCGGAACAAGGAGCAGAAGAUCAUCACCACCGCCGCCGACUUGCUGUCUGAGUUGCCGCCACCCCCUCCUCCGCCCCCUCCGCCCAUACCCCCCCGCCUGUCCGCUCGCUCCUCCUUCACAGAGUACUUCAGCAUGCAGGGUGGGGGCGGAGGGUCUUUGGGGACCAAGGCAUAACAAAGUGAGAUGUAAAGGACAAGAGGACAGAGAGAAAGAGAGAGAGAGUUGAGGUUGGAACGUGAGGGUUGGGCAUUACAGAGUUCAUAAAAAGAGUGCCAGUAUUAAAUGAGAAACGAGCAACAUGGAUUGAGUCAGAAACAUCUAAAAGGGAGUGAUUGUUGGGGGAAAAGCUCAAAGGGACCGACACUCGGAAUAUCGAAUGUAAGGAAAUACCAACGUUGGAAUCAUGGAGUGAAUGCAUCAGAAGCAUGCCUGCAAAAUGGAAUCCCGAGAGCGUUCCAUCCUGACCUGUGAAGGAGCGUGAUCGGAAUGUGACCUGAACGGCAGCAAAUAGCUCAAGAGAUAAGAGUGUCAAAAGCACAUUGGAGAACGAAGAAGCAAUAAAUAUUUUAUGUCCGAUGAUGAGUAAGAGCUGUGCCGGGAGAUGGAUGAGAAAGUGGAUUGAGCAAAGAGCAAUAGCAAAACCACUGCAGAGCUACAUGUGGAAGCCAACUUACAAAUUUUGACUUUUGACAGAUUUUUGUUUAAAAUGUACCAAGGCAUCACAAAUGAUGGGCUUGAGGGGUGUACAUAGUUAAGGAAGGAGGGGUCGUAUGAGUUGGAAUAGUUAGCUUUAUAGCAAAAAAACACAAAAACAAGACUUAUGUUUUGAUAUAUUUUUUUGUGUCCACAAUAAAUAUUUCAAAUUGAUGCUUUGAUCAACAAAAUUCUCAUGCCAUGUUAACAUACCUUAAGUAUAGUGUUUAUAUCCCUGUGAGCAACAAAAUAAGUUAUAUUCUUUGAGUAUCUUUAUAUUGUUUUAAGCCUAUGUGGCACAUACCUAAUUUUGACUAAAAUUCAGAUGUGUAAAUGAACAACGUCACGUUUACUGUGGACACUUUAUUUUUUAAAACAAAUGCAUGUUUAAAUUGUGCUUUUUUCUCUCCAAAAGCAUAUAUAUAGAUAUUCAAUAAAUCAAUACUAUUUGCGCAUUGUAUGUAUUCAAACCUACAUUUUGAAGUUGCAUACAAUAUGCUGUAGUAUAUUCUAAAUGGCAAAUCAUAUCUUAAUAGAGGAUUAUGAUGCUUAUUUAAAUAUAUUACAACCCCCCCUCUCAUACUAUGGUAUCAAUGUAAUAGUACCUCUAUGCUUUUUUGCUUUCCAUUAGACUUGAAACUAAGACCGUCAUUUUUUAUUUCUGUGUGUGUAGACGUUGGUGAAUGUACUAAUGCAAUAGAGCACAACAGCGGGUGGGGGGUGUUUUUGGUUACCAUACUUGUAUAAUGUCAUUGGUGGUCAUCAUCUUAACCUCUGUUUUUAUUUCAAACAUGAAAGGAGUUGUAUAGCACAGUUGUACAUUUCCCACACUAGUUUUACUGCAAUUAACUACAAGAUAUUGUCCCUAACAAGUACACGUAACUGUGUCUUGGUUGAUUUGCUAAUAUUAAUAGUUGUAUGAUAUAAAUAUACAUGUUUUGUUUUCCCCCCCUUCAAUUAAGCAAUGACAUAAAAUAUAAGUAUUAGUAGACAAACUGUGAAAAUAGCAACUGAAAUGUACAUUUUGUUUGUCCUGCAUGGAGCACUUUACUGUUCCUGGUCUCAUUCCGGCUAGUUGUGAUCGUGUCACCGAGGAGACUAAUCUGCUUUCACACAGCAACCAUUCGUAAUGCCAUUGGUUUGAACAUAACACGUGUACAUAUACACCUAAAAUGUCUGUUCAUUUUAGAGAAUGGGAAAUAUAAUGUUAUGUAUAGAAGAAUUCUGUAGAAAUCGAUCGAAGAGCAAUGUGAAAGACAUGUGAAGUGUCUUUGAAGAAACUGAAUUUCCACUUUCAGUAUAUGAAAACACUCAAUUAAAAAGUACAAACAUACCGUCAAUAGGAUACAAAGGCAAACUGUAUUCUAAUUUAUUUCCUCUCUAACAUGCAUUGGUUUAGCCAUUGCUUAUUUCAAAAACAAAAACAAGUUUAUCUGGUAUUUGAUUAAUCUAAUCUAAUCUGAACUGGAACCCUCCUCUACAAUUGUAUCAACGUUUAUCUUGCUAUAACGUCAAGAGUGUCUUAGAAUGUUAAAACUGUGUUGUGUUAUUCGUAAGAGUAUGGUAAAAGAUAUAAAAGUGUAUGUGAACACUGAAUAUUCGACAAAGCCCUAUAGUGGUUUCCUGGUUGUGUGGGAUAUCAUCAUAUUUGGCAUGACUGCCAUUCAUUUCCUCUUGCUUGUGGUUCUGUUUACCAUGACGAAGAAAUAGGUGACUGGGGAAUGGGCGCCUUGAGAAAUGGUUCCAAAAGGCUGAGGCUACUGCUUCAACACAUGUGUUAACGGUGUACAAGUACAUGCACGCACAUGCAGGGUGAAGGAUGAGUAGGGCCUGUGUAUGCAUGACGGAGACCAGCACAGCGGCUCUGAGUAAAUGGGUUAUGAGCACAUCAAUGAAGCACUCUUCAUAUUCAUUUUAAUGGUGUCAUGAGAAUUCUAUAUAUGCUGUACAUACACAUUUUUGGCAAACUAAUAAAGACAAUGUUGGUUUUAUUAGACA
Molecule: messenger RNA, 4819 nt
Organism: Gadus morhua (Atlantic cod)
Lineage: Eukaryota; Metazoa; Chordata; Actinopteri; Gadiformes; Gadidae
Gene: tmem145
Product: transmembrane protein 145
Exons: 15
Coding region: 659-2302 (547 amino acids)
Biological process (GO): response to pheromone; G protein-coupled receptor signaling pathway
Source: RefSeq, a predicted model, not a curated record